UUCUUCCUAUUAGUGUAUCAGUAUCAGAUGUACUGUAAAAAUAUCUUUUUUUGCUUUCUUAGAUCUGCAUGUUCAGGCUGCAAACUCAUCAGUGGUGCUUUCUCUUAUGUAACGUUGUCUUAUUUCACGCCCUGCUGUUUGGCGGUGACAUUGUCGAGGAGUUUUUGCUUCAGUCAUCUCCAGCUGCUCACACUGACCGUUUCGUGCUCGAUAUUCGAGAACAGGCACGCAAACUGGACCUGACUGAAACCAGGCUGAACACCUCACAGCUUUAUCCUUUUAACGUUGAACCUUGCCCUGACCACCAGGACCUCCUCAUCCUCACGGUGGUCCUCAGUUCCCCAGGAAACUUCAGCCAGAGGGAGGCGGUGCGAAACUCUUGGGCCAAUCAGACCACAGUGCAGCACGUUGCCGUGCGGACAUUGUUCUUCUUGGACUCUUCCACAUUAGGGGCGGAGCUUCUGGCAAUGAGGGAGGAGUCGGCAUGCUAUGAUGACCUUGUACAGUUUGAGGGCGGGGUUUCACGUGGAGAGCUGGAGAGGGGACAUUGGGAGCGAGUAAAAAUGGCACUUCGCUGGGUUCUGCUGUUUUGCCCUCAAGCUCAAUUUGUUGUGUUUUCUGAAGAUUCAGUGUAUUUAAACAUACCUGCGCUUGCAUCGUACCUGCUAGGGCUGAGAUCGAACCCCGACGACCUUUACCUGGGAAGGGUCAUCCAUCGGGCCGCACCUGAGAGAGACCCGGGCAGAACGCAUUACUUGCCCUAUCAUGUGUACCCUGAUAAGUAUCUUCCAGAUUAUUGCUCAAGCCCCGCCUUCCUCCUGUCACAGGAUGUCGUGAGAAAAGUUUACGUUGCUGCACAGAGCGUUGCUCUGCCCCUCCCACCUGACAUUCUGAUUGGCCUGUGUGCAAGACGGGCAGGUGUGGUGGCAACUCACAACUCUCGAUUUUCCGGCGACAGACACAUUCGGUAUAACCCCUGCUGCUAUAACUUUCUAUUCAGCUCGGCAGAAGUGGGAGGGCGACUGAUGGGUGUGGCAUGGAGAGAUUUAGGGGCGGGGAAUGGGAGGCGCUGUGGCAUAUUGGAGACAUAUUAUAGUUUGGUCGCAUGUAAAACGAUGACCUACCUGGACAAACUUUCCUUUCUGAGUAAUGAUAACACCCAGGGCUAA
Paramisgurnus dabryanus is the source of this 1169-nucleotide messenger RNA. RefSeq names its product beta-1,3-galactosyltransferase 9. Gene Ontology annotation, biological process: protein O-linked glycosylation. Gene Ontology annotation, cellular component: Golgi membrane. Gene Ontology annotation, molecular function: hexosyltransferase activity. The record is from RefSeq and is a predicted model, not a curated record. NCBI's taxonomy places the organism in Eukaryota, Metazoa, Chordata, Actinopteri, Cypriniformes, Cobitidae.